AUGGAGGAACAGGAACGUAUACCCAUGGAGUCGGGUGCCAGUGACCUGGCGGCAGAGGAGGGAUCACAACCGCCGCCGUCAGAAUCUGUGCAGGCGCAGGAGUCUGCAGUUGAAUUCUCAACUGUGGUUACUCAGCAGACUCCUGAGCAUUUAUGUCAAAACGGCGAGGAGAGAGCACUAAGCAACAGCAACUCCUUCUCCUUGGCCCGACCAGGUGUCGCUACAGAUCCAGAGCCGUUGCGGAACCUUAUUGUGAAUUACCUUCCUCCCAUGAUGGAUGAAAUGGAGCUGUGCGGCCUUUUUGGCCAGUUUGGUCCCAUUGAAAGCGUGAAGAUUAUCUAUGACAGGGAGACACGGGAGAGCCGAGGGUAUGGGUUUGUGAAGUAUGUUUACUACUUUAGUGCGUCAUAUGCCGCGAAUUCGCUCAAUGGGUACUGCAUUGCGGGGAAGCGUCUGAAGGUGGCGUACGCUAAUGUGGAGGCGGCGUGGGAGGCGUACAAUUCAUUGAGGGCGUCGGCCAUGAUGUUCUCUCUACAGCAGCAGGCGGCCUUGCAGACGGUCUUCUACCAACAAAUGCUCCUGGCACGGCAGGAGGAGGAUGAACGUCGUCAGCGGUAG
This is a messenger RNA of Trypanosoma rangeli, 618 nucleotides long. Its product is annotated as RNA-binding protein RBP-3. The transcript has a single exon. The coding region runs from base 1 to 618 and encodes 205 amino acids. NCBI's taxonomy places the organism in Eukaryota, Euglenozoa, Kinetoplastea, Trypanosomatida, Trypanosomatidae. Gene Ontology annotation, cellular component: ribonucleoprotein complex. Gene Ontology annotation, molecular function: RNA binding. The record is from RefSeq and is a predicted model, not a curated record.